UGUACCUACAAGAGAAACUGCCUCAGAAGGAAACGAAAUAACAACGCCAAUAGACACAGAAACGGUGACUGAUAUUAUUGAUAUCUUUACAGACAUGUUAAGUGAUACGACAGAUACAUUACACGGUGAUACUAGCAGAACGAAACUUGGCACGGAUGAACAGAAAAUCGAAACCACGGAAGAGAUUCCAAGCACGGUAGGAAUCGAGAUUACCAAACCAGUAUCUGAUUUAGGCACGAAAGUAGUGUCUACAGAGUAUUCAUCUGAGCUCAAACCCGAUUCCUCUCCAGCAGCUACCCUCAUAAGCUCUAUCAGCAAAUACGUGUCCGAGAUAAUGUUAGAAAAGACAGAACAGACAGAACAGAUAACUUUCCUCGGAACAGAUAUAAUUACAGACACAUAUGGAACAAGAGAGCCAAUAUUACCAGUAGAAGGCAAUGCAUCAUUUACUACAGAACGGACAACUUCCAUCGGAACCGAUUUAAAAACAGACACAUAUGAUGAAGCAACAGAGGCAAUGGUAACAGAUAAAGUGACGGACACAACAAAACAAACAACUUUUGUCGGAACAGAUCUAAUUACUGACACAUAUGAAUCAACAGAGACAAUAUUACCAGUUGACGGCACUACAUUAGACUCUGCAGAUCAGACAACAUUUAUCAGAACAGAUGAAUCAACCGAGUCAUUAGUACCGGACGAAGGUACAACGGCUCCUGCUACUGAGACAGAAUCUACAGAUGUAAAACGUACGACUGAUCAGAUGUCAACUUCAAACAUUGCAGAACACCAUACAGAGACAACCCAGAUUCCGCAAACAGAAGCAGAGACGAUUGUUAUCACAGAAUUCAUGACUGACAUUUUAAACUGGACGGUUGAAUCAAGAACGUCAAACAUUCCACUACAAACUGAUAUUGUAACCGAAAUAAUAAAACCAACCACUUUGUUCUCAUAUGAUUUGAUCGAUCCGACUAAAAAAAAAUCCACAACAGAUAUUUCAUUUACAGAAGAGGAUGAAAGAAAGCCAGCAAUAUCAAGUACACCUCUCCCAUUUGUUGAUUCAUCGACAACAAUUGCUGAAUUUGAAACAGCUUUUGUAACUAUUGAAUUUCCUGAUGUAACAUGGGCAGAGACCUCGACCUCUCCAUCAGUUCAUCUUACUGACACGGUGUCCAAAGGAGAGGAAGGGAUACCAUCAACAGCAUUACCCACUAACGAUUCUUCAGUCACACCACCUAAAAUGGCAGAAGUGACUUCUCAAAUCAAAACGACACUCAUGACGGGAAAACCUGAAUUUAAUACAAUGGUUUUGACGACUAGGGGGAGAUUCGCUGUAAGCGAGGGUAGCAAAGAGAGACUUGAAACGAUUAGUACUGACCAACCAACAGAGUUCUCCCGUUUACCCGUUGAUAGUACAGUUGCAAUAUUUGAAACAGAAUUACUGACAGUUACUGACGUUGUUGAUGAAUCAUUUACAUCUGAAGGCACUGAAGAGAGACAUAGGCCCUCAAUGGUGCCCAAACAGGAAACCGUGUUUCCUCGAACAGACACAACCUCUACAAGAGAAAAAACGACAGCCAUGCCAGUCAUUUUACAAACUGUCGUAAGCCAACCUGUAUCAAAGGAAAAAAUAUACCACACGUCAGAAAUAACUACAGAUGAAAUGUUAGGCGGUCUUUAUGAUACGAAAGAAGCGAAGUCAACCUCUAAGCCUUCAACUUUAGGGAUUACAGAAAUACAUGAGACAUCAGACAUCACUGAAACCACUCGUGCAGCAUACACCGCACCCUUACACUCUGUAUUGCUUUCAUCCGAGAUAAUAACGACUCCCUACACACCAUAUGACCUUACUGUUGAUCUUAAUACUGGUGUUACUGAAGGCGAUACAACAGACUGGGCGACACCUAUGAUGCUCUAUUCAACUGAGGAAAUUUCAAUGGUUCACUCUACCGAUGAAAUGCAGGACGUAACUGAACAAAUCCUGAUACCACAGACAAUACCCCCAAGCAAUGAGAGUACAUCUCACGUCACAAGCGAAGAGUCCAAACCCUUCACAGAGACUCCAACAACUGAAAUACCCGUUACCCCGACUACAGAAGGCGCAGGAACAGAAUGGGUCACACUUACGAUUUUUGAUUCAACAGAGAACGUGCCGAUGGUUCCAACUACUGAUGAGAUGCAGGACCUAAUGGAACCUACCGAAAUGCAGAAGACAUCACCAUCAGUCAAUGCCACUAUAUCAGAAGUCACGAGUGAAGCUUCCACAUCCUUACCGAAGACUCAAACAGCAGCCGUUGCAUCUUCAGUUGUACUGACCACUGACCUCCACACAACCACAUUGGUCGAUGCUUCAAAGACAGAAGGGGCAGCAACAGAAUGGGUCACAUUUACAAUUCCUGAUUCGACUGAGGAAAUUCAAGUGGUUACCACUACUGAUGAUAUGCAGGACUUAAUGGUUCAAACCGAUAUCCAGGAGACAACACCACAAGUCAAUACUUCUGUAUCUAAAGUAACGAGCGGAGUGUCUACAUCUUCUCACAAGACUCAAACAACAGCUAUAACAUCUUCAGCGAUUCCUACCACCGAUUUCCAUACAAUGAAAGGAAGCACAGUAACAGAGUCUAUCGCACCUACCAAACUCCUUUCUACUGAAGAUGUUGCAGUGUUUCCCACAACCGAUGAAAUGCAACACGUAACCGAACGAACCUCCUUCCAACAGACAAGUUUACCAGUUAAUGCUAGUACAUCUCAAGUCACGACCGAAAUAUCUACAUCUUCUUCAAACACGCCAGCAACAACGGUGAAAUCUUCAGAAUUAGAAAUAACUGACAUUCACACAACCGCACUUCCCUUUAGUACAAUGAGAGAAAGCACACCAACGGGGUUGACACAUACAAUACCCAUUUCUACUAAAGAUAUUGCAGUGUUUCCCACAACAGAUGAAAUGCAAGAUCUGAUUGAACAAACCGAAGUCGAGCAGACAACGAUAUCAGUCAGUGGCAGGGUAUCUCAGUUCUCGAGCGAAGUGUCAACAUCUUCUCUCAAGACUCAAACAACAGAUAUUGCAUCUUCAGCGAGUCCUACCACUGAUUUCCAUACAAUGACAGGAAGCAUAGCAACAGAGUCUACCACACCUACCAAACUCCUUUCUACUGAAGAUAUUGCAGUGUUUCCCACAACUAAUGAAAUGCAAGAUCUAAUUGAACAAACCGAAGUCGAGCAGACAACAAUAUCAGAUAGUGGCAGGGUAUCUCAGGUCUCGAGCACAGUGUCAACAUCUUCUCUCAAGACUAAAACAACAGUUAUUGCGUCUUCAGUGAGUCCUAUCACUGAUUUCCAUACAACCGCACUUCCCGUUAGUACAAUGAUAGAAAGCACAACGACGGGGCUUACCACACCUACAAUUCCCCUCUCUACUGAAGAUAUUGCAAUUUUCCCCACAACUGAUGAAAUGCAAGACGUAACUCAGCGAACCUCCUUUCAACAUGCAACUUCACCAGAUAAUGCUAGUACAUCUCAAGGCACGGGCGCAAUAUCUACAUCUUCGAUCAAGACGGCACGAACAAUGAUGGAAUCUUCAGAAUUACAAACAACUGACAUUCACUUAACCACAUUGCCAGUAAGUACAACGAGAGAAGGUCUAACAACUGAGUUCACCCCUCAUACAAAAGUCCUUUCUACAGCAGACAUGGCAGUGGUUCAAACUACUGAUGAGAUACAAGAUGUAAUUGGACAAACCGAAAUCCAACAGACAACACCACUAGCGGAUGCUCACACAUCCCAAGCCAUGAGCGAAGUGUCCACAACCUCGCCAGAGACUCCAACAACAGCAAUGUCAGCUUCUGCAUUAACAACCACUGACAUUCUCACAGCCGAAUUGUCGAUUACUACAACAGAGACUGACAAACUCAUGCUACGGUCCACACCUACAAUUCUCCUUUCAACCGAAGACAUUGCAGUGGUUCCAACUACUGAUGAAAUUCAAGAACUUAUUGAACAAAUCGAAUUGCAGCAGACAACGUCGUCAGUAAGAGCAACUGUAUCUCACGUCACAAGUGCACUGCCCAUAUCCAUUCCCCAAACUCGAAAAACAGCAAUGAUAUCUUCUGUAGUAUCUACCACUGAGAGUAACACAACCAUACUGCCCACUAGCACUACUGGGACUGACAAAGACACUCUACUGUCACUGUCAUCACAGAUGUCUUCAACUUCUGCAUCGGUCCUGACCGUGAAAGUCAAGGCAACUCAACCAACUCAGUCCAUAUCAGAGCCUACGUCAGCUACCAUGAAAACGAAAUGUGGAGUAAAAUGCGAGGGGCCAAAUGAAGUUUGCAUAAUCUCCGUAGAGGGCGAUUCCUGCAGGUGUUUAGAUGGCUAUGAACGUGUGGAUAACGUCUGCAUAGAGAUAUACACGUUCAAAGCCGACGUAAAGAUAGUCUUGAUUAAGGGAAAAGAGGCCUUAUUUAUACCAGAUCUGAACGAUCCGUCAUCUAUAAAGUUCAAUGAACUCGUGGCCGAAUUCUGUCAAGCGAUGAAACUCGCGUAUAAAACACACAUAGAGACAACUUCAUCAUUCCACCAGUGUGACGUCAUAGCCUUUCGACCAGGGAGCAUUGUUGUUGAAUACUUGGUUAAGUUCAUGUCACCAGACAUCAAUGAAGCUAUGCUGACGAAUGAGACCUUAGUCUAUCUGGAAGAGAAUAAUAUGACAUUUCCUCGAGAGAUAUCUCUUAAAUCAUCUCUGGUUGAAUAUGAACCUGCCAAUGAAUGUCUUCUAAACCUAUCUGACUGUGAUCCAGCUGCCAAGUGUAUCAAUAGAGGGUCGGCACUUUUCACCUGCGAAUGCUCUUCUGGCUACGACGACCUUUAUGAGAAACAACUUCCGGGUCGCUAUUGUAGUGCCAUUCACCCUGCUCCAAAGUCGAGCUUAGCAAUCCGGAUCAAAGUCUUAAUCAUCCUCGGAAUCGUCGUCAUCUUCAUCAUCCUCAUCAUUCUCCUCGCUCUCUGCAUAACGCGGCUGUACAGAAGGAUUAUCGGUAGGCGAUCAGAUGACUUCAUCGCAACCAGCUCGGAGGUGGGGUCUACGUUGCUAGGAUACGGCUACCGGAAGAAGAAUGACGUGGAAGGCAUCUCUUAUAUAAGUCAGCAUAGCACAUUGGAAAAGAGAGAAGGCUCUCUGGUCGAAGUCCACCAUGAAGAAGAAAUGACUGAAUCGCCUCGUUCUCGAACGGAUACUGAGCUCAUACAUACGGGUGUCCAGCCCUUUGAAUGUGAGGAGGUUCUUGUAACGGAGGAGAUGGAUAGAGAGCUACAGUUAAGAAUGGAAAGUAUUUCAAAGUUCUUGAAAAGAUCGGCCCCUUUAAAUAACUCAUUACGCGACAGAAUUGACUAUUCCAUAAUGUAUAUUCCCGAAGCUCCCACCAUACCUUUACACGAAAGAAGGAGAUCUGCCGAACAACCUACGGAAGAAUUCCUGGACUCCUUACCACAGACCUACCUGUGAUAGGGGUACGUUGGUUUUCCGGAACAAGGAGUGGAUCCUUGAAGUUCAGGCCAUCCUUCCUAGAGUGGAAUUGGACACCUACGCUUACCUAUCCCCGUUCCACAUGAGCCGAUUGAGUUGUUUACUGUGCUAAUCAGGGGCCCGUUGCACAAAACUUACCAUUGAUGGUAACU
Molecule: messenger RNA, 5673 nt
Organism: Strongylocentrotus purpuratus (purple sea urchin)
Lineage: Eukaryota; Metazoa; Echinodermata; Echinoidea; Camarodonta; Strongylocentrotidae
Product: mucin-5AC
Exons: 10
Coding region: 95-5500 (1801 amino acids)
Source: RefSeq, a predicted model, not a curated record